This is a messenger RNA of Cuscuta europaea, 2091 nucleotides long. Lineage: Eukaryota; Viridiplantae; Streptophyta; Magnoliopsida; Solanales; Convolvulaceae. The record is from the annotation of a GenBank genome assembly.
GGUGCCUUGCCUUUGUCCCGGGGGGACGCUCCUCGUCUGCCCUCGAGACAGACCCUCCACUUUCCUGGGGCCUUUGGAGUGCCUUUCCUCCGAGGCGGUCUUGGACCCCUCGGCGGUCUGGCCCUCCUCCGAGCCGGUUGAGGGCGGAGGUGCGGGGCCGUAUACUCCAUCAGCUACGUACUAAACUGAGGAAGGACGACCAAACUCGCCACAUCUUUUACAGCCGCAGAUGUCCGCUCGCCGUCGACUGCCUCUCGUCUCCGUCACUGCCGCUCGUCUGGUUGUCUGCUACCGCUCUCCGUCGCUGCUCCGGCUCACCGCUGACUGCUACGGAUCGCCGCCGUGCCGCGUGACUACUCCGGCUCGCUGUCGACUGCUCCGGCCCGCCGUCGCAUAGAUAAAGGAAUUGAUCGAGAUGGCAGAUAGCCUUCAGAAUAGACAGUUUAGCAACUUUCACAGGCGCUUUUGUCCGCAGACUUGUUCAAGAACAAUGGAACCCCGAUGUCAUAUAUGAAUUCUGAGCGGAGGGAGUUCUUGCAAAAAACUUUGCCAAAAAGUGUAUUACUAAGAAAUUCAGAUAUGAAAAUUUGGAGCGUGGGGAUAACACAAACUGAAGUUGGUGUUUACUUCAACUCAACAAGGGUUGGGAAGAGUUUAUGGCCGACCAUGGUUUAAAAAGUGGCCAUCAUUUGGUUUUUGAGUAUGACGGUAAAGGUGUUUUUGACUUUUUGAUAUUUGACGAUGAGUCAAAUGUGAAGAUCGCGGUUACAAAAAGGGUGAGAAAAAAUGACAGUGGAAAGGCACUGAAAACUCUUCCGGUGGAUUCAGGCCGCACUUCUAUAAUUCCAAAAAUCAAGAAAGAAACAGACAUGGAGGUUGGUGGUGAUCAUGGUGGCAAAAGGAAAGACGAAGAGAAGGAGGCGGUAGCAUCAGAUAUGCCUGAGGUUCCACAUUCGAAGAACGACAAAGGACAGAUGGUUGUGCUGGGGAGAGAAAGUCCAAGGUGGAAAUUAAGGAUGUCCCCGACAAUUAUGGACUACUUGAUAUUUUCAAGUUUGGGCGUUAUGCUCAACCAACAAACCCUUAUUUUGUGACAAGAAUCCAUCGAGGAAAGCGCAAUGACUUGUACAUUCCGAUGGAUGUGCUCGAGGAUAUCACAUUGCCUCCAUCUAUAAUCCUGUGUGACCCGAGAGGAAAAGAAUGGAAAACGAAGACAAAGGUUUCGGGUGAUGGGCGAACAUGGCUGACUGGGGUUGGAGGGAUCUAUGCCGAUGAAAUCUCGUGGAAAUAAAUCAUAGGGUAGUUCACCGGCUUCGACAAGUCACAAUUGUGUAGCAUCGAUGUGAGGUUGUGCACGUUGUAACUAUCACAAUUGUGACACCUCCGCUCGCAGCCCGUCCCUCUGCUCGCCGCCCACAGGUUUUCCCUCCGCCCCAGUCGCAGCGCUGCUAGAUGCCCACAGAACUUCCAUUCACUGCCCAGUGGCCCACAAAAUGCAACCUUCUUCUCUGGGGACGACGAUCUGCGUCCUUACUUUCCGAAGAACUGAAAAGACAGGCGGUUUAAAGAGGGCUCGGUUGACGGGCCUUGCCAUUUUUCCCCUUCCAUUGGAAAUAAAAUACAGAAAUUUGUAUUGUCACAGGGCUUACGCACAAACAGGGCUACUUUCUACGGACAGGAUAAUCAUCAGCGCAAACAAGUUGUGUAGCACUGCAGCGAGGUCAUGCACGUCUGAAGUUAUCACCCCAUAUGCUCGUACGCUCUGUGUCUUACCUUGUGCCCAUACACCAUGCUCGUACGCUCGGACCAUGACGGAUUGAAGAGGGAGAUGACAGGAACACACGUCAGAUGCAACUUUCCAUUCACACAGAACACUCUCGACUGCCCGACGUCCAUUGCGUACAAGAGAUCUUGUUCUAUAAAAACACCACUUAAUUAGUAAAACAUUGUUAUGGUAUGUAGAUUCUAAAAUAUUAUUCGUUCAAAUUAAUUUUGUACAGCAUAAUUAUAUAUCGCCUUUCUUUAAUGUGAUGUAUAAAGUAUAAACUGCAUGAAGUUAUGAAGCUUUAACCACUCAAGUUCAGAUUUUAC